GAAAGUCUUAUCGGAAUGCUUGUAGCUAAUACAAAUAUCGUACCCGGCAGAAUGAUGAAUUUGAAGAAAUACUGUAGUGACAAACUGAGUGAUAAACUGAGUGAUAAAUCUGAAGAAAUAUUGCAAGAAAAAGAUGAAAAGCAUACUUUCGCGACAAAAUGGUUAUUGAAAUGA
Loa loa (African eye worm) is the source of this 174-nucleotide messenger RNA. RefSeq lists its product as hypothetical. The annotation marks the transcript as partial. The record is from RefSeq and is a predicted model, not a curated record. The transcript has a single exon. NCBI's taxonomy places the organism in Eukaryota, Metazoa, Nematoda, Chromadorea, Rhabditida, Onchocercidae.